AUGGCAAGGAUUCGACUUAGCAAUGAGUUUAACUCAAAGGACUGGUCCUUACUCUGUGACUUUCUUUACAGUAGAUUUUCCAGGCCCCAUGAAGUGUUCCCCAUGUUUUAGGCCACUGCCCACUCCAAUGAUCAGGUCUUCUUUCUCUAUGACUGUGAAGGCAGUAAGCCCCUGGGCCCCUAGAGCCAGGAGGUACAGAUGGAGGAGAAGGAGAACCAAGUUCAGAAGACCAGAGAGGACGUCUUCAUGGCGACCUUGAAUGACGUCAUGGACCAUUCCAAAGACAGAAGGGUAGCAGUCUGGAGGUAUGCCUACAAUGGACGAUUCAUCACGUUCAACAAAGAAAUCCCAGCCUGAGUCCCUUUGGACCCUGCAGCCCCAGACACCCAUCAGAAGUGGGAAUCAGGGCUUCCCUGGUGCCUCCGAGGCUCACGGCACCUGCUGAGGGGGCGGUUAGCUUCUCUGGACCCUUGA
Molecule: messenger RNA, 474 nt
Organism: Mesoplodon densirostris (Blainville's beaked whale)
Lineage: Eukaryota; Metazoa; Chordata; Mammalia; Artiodactyla; Ziphiidae
Gene: AZGP1
Product: alpha-2-glycoprotein 1, zinc-binding
Source: RefSeq, a predicted model, not a curated record